AUCUACCUGCCAUCUGAUGGGCCGCCUGCACCUUCAACUGAAUCAAGUACUUGACCUUCGGAAGCACAACACUUACUCUACAUAAUGAUAAAACCGAAUCCCUGCUUUUCAUUAUUGCCUGACCUUUUCAGCACGUAAAACAACGCCUUUCGAUUUGACGUGAAUAGUGCUCAUUCGUCCCAGAGCACAUUCCAUUGAAAAACAACACCUAUCGCCCAACCCAACUCCUCUCUGCCUAACAGUGCAUUCUUCCCAGAACCGACCUACGGUUACGACCAUUGUUGACCCCAUCUUGCAAACAGCGAGCGAUCUCAACGAAAAAAUCAUGGCUGGCAGCUCAGCGCAGUCUGGAGUUGAGCCAGUCUCUGGCCUGCAAGGUUCGGGGACAGUGACCGACCCUUACGAUCAAGGAAAUGCCGAUGAUAUUGUUACUUCUGGCUCGGAGCCUCCGUCAGGUAUACAAGGAAAAGGCACUGCGACAGAGCCCUACGAUGGUGGGAAUGCACCAGAGAACCCAACCGUUUCUGUAUCCGAUACAUCAUCCAGUGCGGAAGCCUCCACGACAGUCACAUCUGGAAAGGGUGCAAGCGAGCGAGGUCGAAGUGGCCUGACUGCACCAGCUAGGAACAAAGUGGUUGAAAGGGAAUUGAGUCCUGGCUGCCUCGAUGACGGAACGCAUGUUCAGACAAGCGGCGACCUUGGAGAAACAUAUGCACCCAGCAAGAUGAGCAGACUGAAGGGCAAACUGACACAGUUCGGAAAACAUUAGAGAUGGAGAAGGUGGUGGAGAGACUGUGACACAGAAGACUCAAUAGGGAGGAGGACUCACCACAUUUAGCUGCCCAUGUAUAGAUGAUCACAACACUGUUAAGGAGUACUGUCGGCUCAUAUUAAGAUGAAUUGCUGUUUCCUUGAUCUAGCAAGAAAUCCAUCAUUCUCCGUUCCAUUCGCGAGGACCAAAGGCGCUGGGCAUGCAAGAGAGUCUGUAUAUCGAGGUAUAAAGCA
Molecule: messenger RNA, 1005 nt
Organism: Exophiala oligosperma
Lineage: Eukaryota; Fungi; Ascomycota; Eurotiomycetes; Chaetothyriales; Herpotrichiellaceae
Exons: 2
Coding region: 326-769 (147 amino acids)
Source: RefSeq, a predicted model, not a curated record